AUGCAUCGUCAUCCAGAAGUUGAUCUUAAACGAUGGAUAAUUGAACAUGAUUAUGAACGAAAAACAAAAGAUUAUAUAAAAAUUAAACAUAUGCAACAAAUGAAAACAUCAAAAUUGACUAUAGAUCGUUUUGAUCUAUUUACAAUUAUUUUUGAUAUUUUAAUUUCAAUUCUUGGUAGUCUUGUUGUUAAUCGACUUAUACCAAUAUUAAAAGAAAAGUUUAUUAAAGCACAAUUAUGGGGACAUGAUUUAAAUAAACGAAAUUCAACAGAAAUAAAAGUUGCAGAAUCUCAAGGUGUUAUAGCGGCAGGCAUUUUUCUUAUAUUAAUGUUCAUUAUGAUUGCUAUUGUAUUUUCUGAACAUUUACAUCCAGAAAGCGUUUUUCCACAUAAUAAAUUUGUUGAAUAUUUAGCUGCUCUACUCUCUAUCUGUUGUAUGGUAUUACUUGGUUUUGCUGAUGAUGUACUUGAUUUACGUUGGAGUGUCAAAUUAUUAUUACCAUUAAUUGCAUCAUUACCACUUUUACUUGUUUAUUUUGCUAAUUAUCAUUCGACAACUAUUAUUUUACCUAAACCGGUACGACCAUAUUUAGGUCAACAAUGGAAUCUUGGUAUUCUAUAUUAUAUUUAUAUGAGUAUGGUAGCUGUAUUUUGUACGAAUGCAAUAAAUAUUCUAGCAGGUGUCAAUGGACUUGAAGUUGGUCAAUCUAUUGUUAUUGCAAUUUCAAUACUUAUUUUUAAUCUAGUUGAAUUGCAAGGAAUUUGUUGGGAAGAACAUCUUUUUUCACUUUAUUUUAUGAUCCCAUUUAUUGCUUGUACAUUACCAAUUUUAAUUAAAAACUGGUAUCCAGCAGAAAUCUUUGUUGGUGAUACACUUUGUUAUUUUUCUGGUAUGACAUUUGCUGUUGUUGGUAUAAUUGGUCAUUUUAGCAAGACAAUGUUACUUUUUUUUAUACCACAAAUUAUUAAUUUUCUUCUAUCUAUACCACAAUUAUUUCAUUUUAUUCCUUGUCCACGACAUCGUUUACCAAGAUUAAAUCCAGAAUUGAAUAAACUUAAUGCAUCUGAAGUUGAAUUUAAAAAAAGUGAUUUAAAAAAACUUGAAUAUCUCAAUAAUGAUGGUGAAUUAAUGAUUUCAACAAUAAAUUUUACUAUUAUAAAUACAGUUCUUUGUUGGUGUGGUCCAUUACAUGAAGAAAAACUUUCUCGAAUAUUAAUUCUUAUACAGAUUGUAUUUGGUACUUUAUUAACAUUUUUCAUUCGUUAUUAUUUGGUGAAAUUCUUCUACGAUUCAUAA
Rotaria sordida is the source of this 1296-nucleotide messenger RNA. NCBI's taxonomy places the organism in Eukaryota, Metazoa, Rotifera, Eurotatoria, Philodinida, Philodinidae. The record is from the annotation of a GenBank genome assembly.